AUGACCAAGAAACACGUAUCGUUUGCAACCACCAAAACUGUGGCGGAGUUUCACAUCGCACACAACCCCACCACCGUGCCCCACGUCGGCCCCUCCGUCGGUCUCGAGGGUCCCCCCAUCUGCAUUUCCAGCGUUCCCAUUCUCGACCACGACGAAGUGGUUGCAACACACGGCAAGAAGCGACGCGCUCUGUGCAUGGAGCCCGUUCGUUGCGUGGUGAUGCUACGACGACAAGUUACAGCAUGGAGGACAUCGGUCGCAUUUGCAUCCAAGCAGACUACGUCAAACAAUAGAGACAUUUAG
This is a messenger RNA of Aphanomyces astaci, 303 nucleotides long. RefSeq lists its product as hypothetical. The coding region runs from base 1 to 303 and encodes 100 amino acids. The record is from RefSeq and is a predicted model, not a curated record. The transcript has a single exon. NCBI's taxonomy places the organism in Eukaryota, Oomycota, Saprolegniomycetes, Saprolegniales, Verrucalvaceae.